GGACCACCGGCGGCGUCACACCCGGAAGCCGGGGGCCGGAAGUGGGGCUGCACAGGCUGUCCCCAGGGGUGGCGAAGCGGAGGCCCAGGAGGAGGGGAAAAGAGGUGGAGGGUCCUGGCCGCCACUCUGAGUCCGAUACCGAUCCUCUUAGGUCCCGGAGACGCGGAGCAAGGGAAGGGUGUCUCCCCCUCCUCCCCUCAGCCUGAGCCAUGGCCGAGGCGGGGCCCGGGCUGAGUGAGACCGUCACUGAGACAACGGUUACCGUGACAACCGAGCCCGAGAACCGGAGCCUGACCAUCAAACUGCGGAAACGGAAGCCAGAGAAAAAGGUGGAAUGGACGAGUGACACUGUGGACAACGAACACAUGGGGCGCCGCUCAUCAAAAUGCUGCUGUAUUUAUGAGAAACCUCGGGCCUUUGGUGAGAGCUCUACGGAGAGUGAUGAGGAGGAAGAGGAAGGCUGUGGUCACACACACUGUGUACGGGGCCACCGCAAAGGACGGCGCCGUGGAACCCCCGGACCGAGCCCCACCACCCCGUCCCAGCCCCCUGACCCGUCCCAGCCCCCUCCAGGGCCAAUGCAGCACUAAAUUCCUCUCUCCCUCACCA
Messenger RNA from Myotis daubentonii (Daubenton's bat), 609 nucleotides. It is a transcript of the gene PPP1R11, whose product is annotated as protein phosphatase 1 regulatory inhibitor subunit 11. Gene Ontology annotation, cellular component: nucleus. NCBI's taxonomy places the organism in Eukaryota, Metazoa, Chordata, Mammalia, Chiroptera, Vespertilionidae. The record is from RefSeq and is a predicted model, not a curated record. Gene Ontology annotation, molecular function: protein serine/threonine phosphatase inhibitor activity; protein phosphatase 1 binding.